This is a messenger RNA of Anopheles gambiae (African malaria mosquito), 10302 nucleotides long. It is a transcript of the gene Myo10A, whose product is annotated as unconventional myosin-XV. Gene Ontology annotation, molecular function: protein binding; ATP binding; cytoskeletal motor activity. Gene Ontology annotation, cellular component: cytoskeleton; myosin complex. Bases 743 to 9871 code for a protein of 3042 amino acids. The record is from RefSeq and is a predicted model, not a curated record. The transcript is spliced from 11 exons. Lineage: Eukaryota; Metazoa; Arthropoda; Insecta; Diptera; Culicidae.
AAAGUCUAGCUACGAAAACAAGUUUCGCGGUACUCCCGUGCAAUUUUAUUAUUUUUCGGUAAAGUGUGUGUGCGCAUCCCCAAGACCAUCUCCAACCCCUCAAAUAAAGCUGAAAAGUUCCGAGUUGCUCGUGUGAAGUUUUUUUUUUCUUCGCUCCAUUGCUUGAUCGUGUGAUCGUGGUGCCUUUUUUUUUGCGUGCAAUAUACAUACAAAAAAUAUGAUUCAAUGCAGCAGUGGCUACACACAGUUCGUGCUUGUGACGGGGUAGAAUCGCUUUUGCGCACCGAGCAAUAGAGAGGCAACGGCGAACCACAAUCCGCCCCGGGAUCGGAGUGGCGCGGCGAGUCGCUGCGCAGCGCUUGCGGUCAAACUAAAUGUGCUACGUAUGCAGUUUCUCGCGCGUUUGUGUGCUGUCCGGUGCGCUCCGUGAAACGAAGGCAGAAAGGCGUACGGAUGCCCAGUGAAAUCGUGCUGAGAACGUAACGCAUCGAGUGAAUAGAUCUUGUGAGCAACAGUUUGACGAUUUUUUUCGAGGUUGUGUGAAGAUACGAAGCAGUGCGCUGGGAGCAGCAGGAAAAUUGAAGAAGAGUUUGACGACCCUACUACUACUACUACACACACACACACCCCGUGAGAAGAAAGUUGGCGGAUUCGAAAAUCCGCUCUGCCAUGCCGUACAUGGUUCGUUUAACCUAGUGACAUCGAACAUACAGCAACGGUAUCAAAGGUACAACCGGUCACCAUGGAUUGGUCGACGGGCGAUCUGGUGUGGUUCGAUCCGGGCCUCGGCCACCCGCUGCCGGGGGAGAUCCAAGAAGUGCAUCGUGCCGCUCAGAUGAUCAUCGUGCAGGCACUUAUCAACGGCAAGCCGCAAACGUUCACCCUCGGGCCGAAUGAGGGAAACAUACGCGCCCGGCAGGAUCUGGGCAAGACCGGCGUGGAGGAUAUGACCCAGCUGGAGGAUCUGCACGAAGCGUCCUUGCUGUGGAACCUGAAGCUGCGCUACGACAACGGGCUGAUCUACACGAACGCGGGCAGCAUCCUGAUCGCGAUCAAUCCGUACAAAAUGUUCCCCGAAUCGUACGGCAUCGAGAUGGCCAAGCUGUACUCGGGCCGGCCGCUGGGCACACUGCCGCCGCACCUGUUUGCGAUCGGGUCGGCUGCACAUGCGGCCCUCCCGUCGCCCCAGGUGGUCGUCAUUUCGGGCGAGUCCGGGUCGGGCAAGACGGAAUCGACCAAGCUGGUCAUGCAGUAUCUGGCGGCGGUAGUACCGGGCGGCGGUUCCGCCUCCACCGUCAUCACCGAGCAGAUACUGGAGGCCGCCCCACUGCUCGAGGCGUUCGGUAAUGCGCGCACCGUGCGCAACGACAACAGCUCCCGGUUUGGCAAGUACCUGGAGGUGUACUUCAAGUCCGGAGCGAUCAUCGGUGCCAAGAUCACGCAGUAUCUGCUGGAGAAGUCGCGCAUCGUCACGCAGGCGGCCGGCGAGCGGAACUACCACGUGUUCUACGAGCUGCUCGGCGGGCUGGCCGAGCCGGAGCGCAUGAAGUACGGCCUGCUGGAGGCGGACAAGUACUUCUACCUGAACCAGGGCGGUUCCGACUGUGCGCCGGGCCGGAUGGACUGGGCCUCGCUGCAGAGCGCCAUGCAGGUGCUCGGUGUGACGGAAAGUGAGCGCGAGGGGAUCGUCAAGGUGCUGGCGUCGGUGCUGCACCUCGGCAACGUGUAUUUCCACCGGCGCCAGCUCCGGCAUGGACAGGAAGGGGUCGAGAUCGGGUCAGACGCUGAAAUCAAGUGGGCGGCCCAUUUGCUGCAGCUGCCAUCGGAAGGCAUCCUGAAAUCGCUGACCUCACGCAUCACCGAGACGCGUUCGGAGCGGCUCUACACACCGCUCGGCAUCGAUCAGGCGCUGGAUGCCCGGGACGCACUGGCCAAGGCACUCUACUCGGGGCUGUUUAACUGGCUUGUGCUGCGGAUCAACUCGAUCGUGCACCGGGGCGGCACGCACGACGCGCAACGGCUGUCGAUUCUGGACAUCUUCGGGUUCGAAGAUUUGGCCGAGAACUCGUUCGAGCAGCUGUGCAUCAACUACGCGAACGAAAGCCUGCAGCUGUACUUUAACAAGCACGUGUUCAAGCUGGAGCAGGCGGAGUACGCGCGCGAGCGGCUCGAGUGGACCAAUCUGGAGUGGGAGGACAACCUGCCGGUGAUCCAUCUGCUCGCGAAAAAGCCGGUCGGCAUCUUCCACCUGCUGGACGACGAGUCCAACUUUCCGCGGGCGAACGAUUCCAGCUUUCUCGAGAAGUGCCACUACAACCACGCGCUGAACGAGCUGUACUCGAGGCCGCGGGUCGGCGCGCAAGAGUUCGGCAUCACGCACUACGCCGGCCAGGUGUGGUACUGCGUGGACGGGUUUCUCGAGAAGAACCGGGACGCGCUGCGCAUGGAUGUGAUCGAGCUGCUGAGCUCCAGCACGGAGCCGCUGGUCGGCGAGAUGACCAAGCAGUUGCGCGCCCAGCGGGAUGUGGGCAAAACGCUGCCUAAGGGCUCGAACGGGCGCUUUGUCACGAUGAAGCCGCGCACACCGACGGUGGCGGCGCGCUUCUCCGACUCGCUGCAGCAGCUACUGCAGUCGAUGGCCAAGUGCAACCCGUGGUUCGUGCGCUGCGUCAAGCCGAACAACGACAAGCAGGCCCUGCGCAUGGACAUGCCCUGCGUGCUGCAGCAGCUGCGCUAUCUCGGCAUGCUGGACACGAUCAAAAUCCGCCAGUCCGGGUAUCCGGUGCGCCUUCGCUUUCAGCACUUUGUCGAACGGUAUCGCCAUCUGAUGAGGACGCCCCUGCCGAAGGGCACGCCGUACCGGGAGCUGUGCCGCUUCGUGCUGGACGAGCUGCCGGGCACGACGACCGAGGGGCCCGACUUCCAGCUGGGCGCAACGCGCGUAUUCUUGCGCGAAGCCCUCCACCGCACGCUGGAGGCGAGCCGGGCCGACCGGCUGCGGCUGGCGGCCGUCACGAUCCAGCGCACCGUGCGCGGCAUGCUGGCGCGCAAGAAGGUGCAGCGCGAGGUGCGCGGUGCCGUCACGAUACAGCGCUACUGGCGCGGGUACCGCGACCGCAACCGGUACCUCACGAUCAAGAACGGCGUGGUCAAGUAUCAGGCCCUGUACAAGGGGCACAUGCAGCGCAAGCGGUACGCCAAGCUGAAGAACGAACUGAAGCGCCGCCGGGAGGCGGAACGGCUCAAAAAGGAGCGGACGGCCCAGCGGCUGGCCAAGGAGCAGGUGGAGCGCGGUUCCGCCGUACCGCUCGACAUACCGGCCGAGUUGGCGUUCAUCUUUUCCAAGUCGGAGAACUGGUCCGGCCAGCAGAGCGAUCGCAAUCUGGUGAAGGUGGUCGGAACCGUGCCCGGGCCUCCGUCGGCGGCCGAUCUGCCGCCCGACCUGGAUCAGUUCGCUUUCGGCAAGUUCAGCUCGGUGUACUGUAACGGGGUCAAGCUGGCACCGCGCCGUGACAUCAUCAGCGCGCCAUUCCUGUCGCGGGCCGCCGCCCGCGACCAGGACUUUAAGGACGCGAUCGCCAUCUUCAAGCUGAUCAUCCGCUGGACGACGGACGCGACGAUGGACGCGAAUCGGGAGAAGAUCCUGGCGGACUACAUCGUCCACAAGGGGCUGUCGUCGCGCGGGCUGCGGGACGAAAUACUCGUGCAGAUCUGCAACCAGGUGUACCGGGCGGACGAGGCCGCGGCCGAGAAGCUGUGGACGCUGAUGUCCCACUGUCUGUCCGCGUUCCAGCCGGGCUCGGCGUUCAGCAAGUACUUGAUCAAGUUCAUCGUGGACAAUGCGCCCCCGAACACGAAGGAGCAGAUCCUGAAGAAGCUGCUGCGGAACGCUAACGCAGGCCAGACGAACCCGUGCCGGCUGUUCCCCCCGGCCUGGCUCGAGUGGCGCGCCUCGUCUCGGCUGGCGGACACGGCGCUCGGGCUGAACCUGCCCGACAACAGUGUGCAGACGGUGGCGGUCGAUUCGUGGACGACGUGCGAGGAGGCGGCCGCCCUUGCCAUCUCCUCGUUCGGCAUACCGAACCUGGGCUGGACGGUGGUGAUCGACGAGUCGGACCAGAUGACGGACUCGUGCGGGCUGGACUUUGUGCUCGAUUUGGUGGCGGAGAAGGAGCUACCGCCCGCCUUCCCGGCCGUGCGAAGCGAUAUACUGCGCUGCGGCAGGAAGGGUGGUGCGCCGAGUGCCGCCCCGGGUGCGCACGACUCGGCGGCGGAGCCGAGCAGCCCCAAGCGGCCGCAGGUGCCGCCGCCCGAGCCACCGUCGAUGAAGCGCAGUUCGCACGAGAUACAGCUCGUACCGGUUGCGAUCGGCAGCGGCACGAAGAAGCACGAGCCGGCCGAGUACGGUGGCGGUGGUGGUGGUGCCGCCUCCCGCCACCAUAUGGAACCCUCCAGCGCGGGCAGGAAGACGUCACACGAUGUAUCGCUGUCGCGCCAUAAGCUGCGGGAAGAGCGUGCCUUCUACGAGGACAAGAGCCGGUCGCGCUCGCUGGACGAUCUGCUGGCGGGCGAGGCGGACGACGCACUGCUCGCACCGGAUGCGGACGAGCCGGAAACUUCGCUCACGCUGACGCUGGCCGAGAACCGGAUCGGCAACAAGUACCGCUCGGUGGACACGAUCGCACCGCUCAAGGAGCAGCAUCCGCGCUUCGUCAAGUCCCAGUACGCCGGCAAGCGUUCGUCCGGCUCACACUCGCUCAAGUACGCGGAGAAGUCGGAGUUUAGCGUACGCUCGUCCGCCAUGUCGGACACGAGUGAGGCACCAUCGUUAGCGAGUCACGUGCGACGCGUGCGAGUGCCGUCGCAGGCAUCCGACGUCGACCAGUUUCUGGACGAUCUGUUCAGCCCCGUGCUGGACGGAUCGCUCGACGAGCUGUCCGACGCUCGCUCCCUGGCGGCAAGCAUCCGGGGUGGAGCGCAGUUUGUGAGCGAGCUGCUCGCCACUGUCCGUACCGACCGCUCGCUAACCGACCUGGAGCAGUCGGCCGUGCUGGCAAGCGCUACGCAGGGUGGCACCACCCACCAGGCGAAGAAUGCCACUUCGAACGGAUUCACGCCGAGCGCACCGAACCCGAUCGCGCCGCUGUCACCGCCGGUCAGCUCGUCCGGCUCGCUGCUCAUGAUGGGCUCGGUCAGCCCGGACGUGGUCAUGCCGGUGUUUACCAUCCCGCCCGGCGUGGACAGCACCGCCUACCAGCAGCAAAUGCAGCGCGCCUUUCUCCAGUCCGCGAUGGCCCAAAACAUCCAGAUCCAGCAGCAGCUGAUGGCCCAAAACCAGGCCCUGCAGACGCUGCUCACGCAGCAGGACGGGGCCGGCCCAUCCUCCUCUUCAUCGCCGGCCAACCCGGGUGCCGCCUCACCGAAGCAUGGCGGCGCCACCGGCUCGCCCACCUCCGUGCAACAUUCGCCCAUUCGCAAGAUGAGCGCCAAGGCCGGCGGCCGCAACGAUUCGACCGACCGUCCGAUCGGUCCGCCUGCCACAUCCACCUCCUUCUCGGACAUGCUGCGCAACCGCAAAGACUCGUCCUCGUCCAACCUGAUACCACCGCCGCCACCGCCACCGCUCCCACCACCGCUCGAGCUGAAAGAUCCGUUCGAGGUGCGCCCCUUCCUCGAUCCGUACGGGCGGGCGAAAACCGUGCGCAUCGGCAAAUGGCGCUGGCCACCGCCGCAAGGCGUCACCGCCAGCACCGAGACGGAGGAAACGUUCAUCCAGUUCAAGAUGACGCGCCAGAGCAAUCGCAAAACGACGCCGCAGUCGCAGCACAGCAGCAGCAACCUCGACUCCCCGAUCGGCUCCCCGAACGGGGUCGAGUGGGAGGAGUUCGAAAUCGACCAGAAGCUGCAGGAGCAGGCGGCACGCGAGGCCGAUGCGGGCGGCAAGGGUGCGGGAGGCGGCGGCCAACAGCCGGGCGGUGCGGCACGGACGGCCAAGCGCAGCUUCGACAUCGGGGCCGACCGGCCCGCCCCGAACAGCGUCGGCAAGCUGAAGCUGAGCAACGAGAUGCGCCAGCGGCUGGAGCAGGUGACCGCGGGCCACUCGGUCCGCUCGUCCAGUGCCAAAUCGGACCGGCCCGAGCGCACGCCGGCCAAGCUGGAGGAUACGCGGCGCAUGAUGCUGGAGCAGCAGCUCGGCGGCAUGAACCCACCCGGUGGCGCCAAGUCGCCCGGUGGCGAUGCGGUGCCGUCGGUCAAGACGCAGGUGCAGCGGAUGGAGGCAAGCAAAAAGGGUGCCCCAGCAACGGCCUGGCCCACGGUUUUGCCACCAGCACCACCGGGGCCGGCACCGCCACCACCGAUCAGACCGCCGACGUCUACUCCACCGGCUCCGCCGCCACCGAUCCACGGCAACAUGAUGGCCGCCCAGAACGCGCACCAGCAGAACCAGUCGGAGAUUCCGUCGUUUGUGCAGCGCCAGGAGCGGGACACGUUCGGUGCCAAGGAUAGCUUCAUGGACUCGUGGGGUCGUGCCGAGGCAGCCAAGCUGGAUCUGGUCUACGAAACAAGUUUCAAGAAGGAAAUGAUUAUCGAACGCGAGCGAUCCCGGUCAAGAUCGCGUUCCCGUGAUCGGGAGAACUUCUCCGAAUCGGUCUGGGAUCGUUCGGAAGUCGAAGGUCCAUCGUCCACAUCGAGCGAUCCACGCGAUCGCGAUCGUGGCGACAAGGAGCGGGAGGCCCGUGAGCGCAACUACGAGCUGACCCAGCUGCAGCGUGAGAAGGAAAGCAACAAAGUGUUCCACCCGUCGUCCUACACGAAGGACAAGCAGCAGCAGCAGCACCACCAACAACACCACCAACAACACCAGCAGCAGCAACAACAACAGUCGCAAUACCAGCAACAGUACCAGCAGCAGCAGAAACAAUACUCCGCGAACGCGCCGGGCUCGGGCAUUGCCACCUUCAAGACGCACAUGGUGCAGAAAAGUGUCCAGGAGCGGGAGCGCAAAUCGUCGGCCGCCACCACGAACGGUUCGGUGUACAGCGAGAAGCUGGACGAUGGGGCAAUGGCCGAUCCGCCCGCACCCGUCCUGCCAGUGCAGAUGAACCCGUCGCUGAAGGCGCCGGCGGCCGCCUGCCUGACGUACAACCGCGUCACCUGGACGCUGCGCGUCCGCAAGGAGGUGUUCCGGCCGAGUGAAACGGUGACGGCACCGGCCGCACUCGAUCUGCUGUUCAACCAGAUCACGGCCGACGUGUUCGGGGUCACGCCGUGCAUGCGAAUAUCGCCGCAGGAGAAGCGGCUGGCGGUGAAUCUGCUCAGCAGCCACGGCAUCACGGCGAACGGGCACAGCACCGCCAAGCAGCACGUGCGUGCCAUCGUCAAGCGCCACGUGCUCGAUAUGGCCCGUGGCUGGCCGCUGUACUUUGCGCGGCUGUUCGUGAUGAACGGAUCGCCCUCGAUCCAGGAGGGCACGCUGCUGGCCGUCUCGCAUAUGGGCGUGUAUCUGGCAAGCAAGGAGCCCGAGUUCCUUUCGAUUCAGCGCGCCAUUCCGUUCGAUGACAUACAGAGUGUUACCACGCUGCCACGGCCGCUCACGCUGCAGCUGACGCUGAAAACUGGCGCCCGGCUGGUGAUGCACGCGUCGAAGGCGAACGCGAUCCAGGUGAUGGUACAGUCGUACCUCGCCGAGUACCGUCAGACCCAGUCGAAGGGCUCCACCAUCUCGUCCGGUGUGCGGGCGGCCGCGGCCACCCUGAAUGUGCCGCUCGAGCGGCUGGAAACGUCCAACGUGAACAGCCCCGGCUCGCCGAACCAAAUGUCGCCGACCGACAAGGGCCACCAUCUGCACCACAUGAUGGGUGGCCAUCCGGGGCAGCACCAGUCGCCGCACCAUCUCCAUCACCUGCACCACCAGCAGCAGCAGCAGCUGAUGGAUGAGUUCGAGGAUAUGCACAUCGAUCACGGCGGGUUGGCGGACUCGUCCCCACCGCCGACGAUGAUGGGCGGGUACGGAAACGAGGGCCGUCUGCAUGGCGGUAUGAAGCACGGCAUCAAUGGGCAGUCGCAACAGCAGCUGCAACAACAACAGCAGUCGCAACACAACUCACCCUACGGCGGGGAGCGCAGCCCGACCGACGGGGGCAUGGCAGGCCGGGCCGGCAGUGGCGGCGGUACCGGUAGCGGCAUGAUCGUUAACCACAAAGGCUCACCGAUGGGUAACGGCAACGGCAACUACAGCGAUAUGCACAUUGUGGCCGGCGGCCACCACGAGAACGAUUCGUCCCCGACGCAGACAUCGCUGACCAAGCAUUCGCUGCUGCAGUUUGCGAUGCAACACUUCCGUACCGAUGACGAGUUCAAAUCCAACCGUUCGGACAAACGGGCCAUGAGGAACCAGCAUGCCGAUCUGGUGAAAUGGCAGGGCUACCCGCUGCGGGCUCCGCUGCUGCGGCUGCCGGCCGACCUGACGCCGCUCGCGCUGGAAUGUUUCGACUGCGUGCUGCGCUACUGCGGCGAUCUGGCAGUCGAUCCGGAACUGUCCGAAGUGAAAUGCGUCUACACGGUGCUGAUGCACUGUCACAAGCAUCUGGCCCUGCGCGACGAGGUGUACUGUCAGCUGAUGAAGCAGACGACGGCGAACCGAUCGGCCUGUCCGGAUUCGGCCCAGCGUGCCUGGCGCCUGCUCAGCAUACUGGCCGCGUACUUUGGCUGCUCGGACGCGCUGCGGCCCUACCUGAUCGAGCAUCUGACCUCGGCUGCGUCGGACCGUCGGCGACCGUGCCACGGUACGGCAGCCGUCUGUUUGACCAACCUGCGCAAAACGGCACGCUGCGGUGGGCGCAAGAACGUGCCGAGUGUCGAGGAAGUUACCGCCGUUUCUGCGGGCAGGUCUGCCCGGCGACAAAUUUACCGCCUGCCUGGUGGCGCGGAACGCAUCGUCAACACGCGCUGCUCCACGGUCGUGGGUGACGUUAUCGCCGAGCUGUGCUCGCUGCUCGGCAUCGAAUCGCCGGCGGAGCAGCAGGAGUUCUCGCUGUACUGCAUCGUGCAGGGUGACGCCUUUACCAUGCCGCUCGCGGCCGACGAGUACAUACUGGACGUGACGACCGAGCUGCUGAAAUCGGGCCAACCGUUCUAUCUAAUCUUCUGCCGGUCGGUGUGGCACUUUGCGCUGAAGCGCGACCCGGCACCGACACCGCUCUACAUCGAGGUGCUGUUCAAUCAGGUGGCGCCCGACUAUCUGGAGGGUUUGCUGCUCGAGCUACCGAAUGGGGGCGCGCCCAGCCCGGACUACGUGCGCGAUAUGGCGCGCAUUGCCGCGAUCCUGCACCGUGCCGCCGACCUGAACCACCUGCCGGCGAUGAAGGAGAUCAAGUUCCUGCUGCCGAAGCCGGCCCUGUCGUUGCGCGAGCUGCGCCCGGCCCAGUGGGUGGCGUUGGUGCAGUCGGCCUGGCCGUCCGUGGCCGGCCUGAGCCCGAUCCAGGUGAAGGCACAGUUUCUGAACGUACUCUCCUCGUGGCCACUGUUCGGCAGCAGCUUCUUCGCGGUGAAGCGCGUCUGGGCGGACGAGAACCCGAUGGAGGAGCCGAGCCCGAUGUGGCGCGAGCUCAUCCUUGCCCUCAACCGGCGCGGCGUGCUGUUCCUCGAUCCCAACACGCACGAAACGAUGCAGCACUGGCCAUUUAAUGAGGUGAUUUCAACGCGAAAGGUACGUUCAGAGGAUGGUGCACUGUUUCUCGACAUGAAGGUGGGCAAUCUGCUUCAGCAGCGCGUCAUCCGUGUGCAGACCGAGCAGGCGCACGAAAUUUCACGACUAGUGCGCCAGUACAUCACAAUGGCCCAGGCGCAGCAGCGCGAUCGAAGGGAAUAGGCGAAUGCGCGGGAAGCUGAUCACGAUUGAAGACGACUACAAGUAGGCGGGCCAGAUUUAUUUAGGUGCAAAGGAUAGUUAGUUUUUUUUAAGAUUAUGAACCCACACACACACACAUACAUUAGGUAGGACGAGUGCAGAGUUUAGUAGGAUCGGGAAGGUGGUAAUGAUGAUGAUGACGAUGGUAAUGAUGAAUAUAAAUAAUAUUAAUUGUGCUGGUGUGCUUAUUGUACUUAUUUGGGUGAACCAUGCAGGGCCGGCUGAAACGCUCGACGCGGCUAAUAAUAAUAGAUUUGCUCUAGGAGAAACUGUUUCGUUUUGUACCAAUCACAAAAAAGCGAACAAAUGCACAUUAUGCUACGUAUCAUAUGCUGUAUUGAUUAUAUUUUUCUACAAUUUUGAAAAUAUAUUUGCAUUUUAUAUAAAUCGAA